Prunus persica (peach) is the source of this 441-nucleotide messenger RNA. RefSeq lists its product as uncharacterized. The transcript has a single exon. The record is from RefSeq and is a predicted model, not a curated record. Lineage: Eukaryota; Viridiplantae; Streptophyta; Magnoliopsida; Rosales; Rosaceae. The coding region runs from base 1 to 441 and encodes 146 amino acids.
AUGAAACCCUUCUUUAGCCACUUCAUUUUCUUGCUUGCAAUUUCAACACUUGUCAUGUCUCAAGAUUCCUGUACUGUUGGUCUUGGUCCUCAGUCUGGCAACUACCAUGUGGAAAUUCGAAACCACUUGAGCCAUGACACCAUUUUGAAGGUUGGCUGCAAGUCUGGUGGUGGAGAUCUUGGUGACCAUUGGAUUGUAAAUGGGCAGCGUUUCACUGUUGGUUUCCACAAUGACAAAUGUGUCUCGACCGAAUACUGGUGCAAGCUAAGUUGGGGUUCCAAAUCCAGCCAUGGCGGCAACUAUCGCUUCUUCAGCUGUGAAGAAUCGUUUCUCAAGUUCUGUAAUUUCCAGGACUGCAGUUGGAAGGUUAGGGAUGAUGGGAUAUAUUUGCAUGACAUGCAUGGACUAAAAGAUGUGAAAUAUUAUGACUGGGAGAGCUAA